Notothenia coriiceps (black rockcod) is the source of this 2676-nucleotide messenger RNA. RefSeq names its product hemicentin-2-like. The record is from RefSeq and is a predicted model, not a curated record. NCBI's taxonomy places the organism in Eukaryota, Metazoa, Chordata, Actinopteri, Perciformes, Nototheniidae. The transcript has 9 exons. Gene Ontology annotation, biological process: cell adhesion. The coding region runs from base 1201 to 2172 and encodes 323 amino acids. Gene Ontology annotation, molecular function: integrin binding.
GAGCACUUCAAUGCAUCACACAUGGAUAAUGUUACAGUACCUUGGUGACUAAGAUCAUCAUACAGUCUCUGCUUACGAUGUGAUCUCAUCUCACACGGUCACCAAGUGAAAGAGAAAGUAGCUUCGAGGGACUCGGAUUUGAUCAACUUUACUAUUUUUUAAUCUUAUUUAGUCCUAAAAGUGCUUCUGGUUUGAACGACGGAGAAAUCAUGAAGUUGUUCCUCGUUUUAAGCGUCUUUAUAGCAUUUACAGGAAAGCCUGUGAGUUCCUCCUGUGAAAUUGAAUUCAGCCCUCCCAAUGUUGUGGUGAGAUUUGGAGACCCCUUCUCGCUCAACUGCAGCUCAACAUCCAACCAGAUCGAUUCAAUGGGCUGGGAGGCUAUUUACGGAACAGGUACAGGAAUACAGUUUGGGGUAUCUUCUGUUGCCUUAAAAAUAGACUCUGUGAAGGACUGGCAAAUGGAACCUCAGUGCUUCGUUAAUCUCGAAAAUGGUGUUCAGUGUUCAGAAACCCUAAACUUCACCGUUUACAAAAUGCCGGACUUCAUCUCUCAGCCAAGUCAAAUGGACCCCAUGGUCGAGGGUGAAAAGUAUCGCUUGCAGUGUGACAUUGUAGAUGUUACACCAAUAAGACACCUCUUUGUGGUCUGGCACAUAGGAAAUAGUAUAAUCUACGAACACUCAUUUACUGAUAACACUACAUUUCCAGUCAAUACUUCAUCUGUCUUAAAUCUGACUGCUCAAAGAGGCUAUAAUGGAGCUCAGGUCUGGUGUGAAGCAAAGAUGAUAUUUUCGCCACCGGUACAAAGCCUUCCCACGAUCCAGUCCAAGCCUCAGAAACUGAUUGUACUGUACUCGCCAACAUUCACCACGCCCGAAAAUGAGACGUUUGAACUCUCAGCUAGGAAUAAAAUAAUGUUGAAUUGCACUGCUACAGGAAACCCAAUGCCGGUAUACAGCUGGGGUUUCGCACACCCAAUACAACAGACGAAGAAGAAUGACAGUCAGCUCAUUUUGACCCCAUCCAUUCGGCUUCCAGGGACCUACAACUGCACAGCGUCCAAUACCCAGGGCUCCAGCACCAAGUAUUUCACGGUCAUCGAAGCUCCAAGGAACCGCACUACCUUUGCAGCCUUGGUUGGAGGAUUUGUGUUCCUAGGAGCCGUGCUCUUCAUUGGCGGUCUUCUUUUUGUGAAACCUGAUGGCACGUUUUCUUUCAGCAAAGUCGGCUAUCUCUAAGGACAGCUUGCCUCAUCAGGACCUGUAUGAGGCCAACUUUUUUUUAAUUCAAUUUUGCAUGGGUAUGCCAUUGUCAGGUGAAGGUUGCUCCCUCGUCCUGAAGCCCUCCAGGGUGGUGGUGGGCUUUGGGGAGCCGGUGUCGGUCAGCUGUGAGGCCACUCGCCCGGUUCGGGUCCUGGGCUGGGAGUCUGUCAUCAGUGCUGCACACACUCAACAGGAUCUGUCCGUCCAGUGGAAAGUAGACAGCCUCAUUGAUUGGAUAGAGGAGCCUAUCUGUUAUGGUGUGUUUUUCACAGCUCCCAGACAGUGUGAGGAAAAACUCAACCUUGUCCUCUACAAAACCCCAGAUAGUGUCUCCAUCAGGCCUGUGAACCACUCUGGCCCCAUGGUGGAGGGAAAUGAGUACCAGUUGCUCUGCGAGGUUCAAAACAUUGCUCCGGUUCAAUACCUCACCCUGAGGUGGUACAAGGGGCAGACUGAGGUAUACAACCACUCCUUCACUGAACUCACAUCGUCAUCGCCUGUCCAAGUGUCCUCUAUCCUCAUGGUCACACCAACAAAAGCCGAAAAUGGAGCACAUUACAGGUGCGUAGCGGAGCUGGAGCUCGGACCAGAGGGACCACAGCCCCCCCCCAGUGUGACCUCGGAGCCUCUCAAUGCCUCUGUGUACUUUCCUCCUACUUUCCUCGAUCCGGUACCAGCGGUCUUGGACCUUACAGUAGGUGCUGAAAUGACCUUAAACUGCACCGCCACAGGGAACCCUACGCCUGUGUACAGCUGGCAAUCCUCCAAUCCCAUUCCCGAGGGGAUGGGCGAUGAAGCAGCUCUUACCUCCUCCUCACUGCUGCCAGGGACCUACACCUGCACAGCCUCCAAUACACUGGAGAAGAAGAGCAAGCAGUUUAUCGUCAAGGCCAAGACCAAAGGUGUUUGAAACAGGAAAUCCUGAGAAGGGCUCAGAUGACAACAAUGGACAUACAAGGAGAAUCCAACAAUGGGGAUUUUACUGCUGCUGCUUUAGAGAUGGAAAUGACCUUCUUGACUCAACAGAUAUUUAUGAGGAUCUUGCUAUCAGGCAGGAUUAGAUCUCAAUUAAAAACAAUAUAUUUGAUAUACUUUGUUUGGUAACUGUUGUUUAAACUGUCAGUAUGUUAACAUGAAAGUGUUCGUGAGAUAGAUUCGUUAUUUAGGAUAUAGUUAUGCUUUCAAUGUGAUAUCCUUUCUCUAAUUUAUAUAUUUUCUAGAUCUAUUUUCGUAUUAAUGAAAUUAUUGUGUAAUCUUACCAAUGUGUAGCUACUCCUGAUAUAAAAUGAUGACGACAUUGUUAUUAAUGUAUGCUGGAAAUUAAUUAGAGAACGUUAAAGAUCACCCGGUCAUUACUGUAAAUAUGAAUUGUUAAUUUUCUUAUCUUUAUGAAUAAAAGUUAAAUGAAAACAUU